CUCCAUACGUCCGAGUCCAGGAAUAAUGGCGACAAGUAUGGUCAUUCCGCCCCGAUUCGUUGAGAAGAACACUUAAACUCACACUGCCCAGGACAGGAACGCAUGCGCGAUCGCAUGCGCGGGGCAGGGUGAGGCGGCCCAACAAUCAGCCGCAAUGAUAAUAACCCCCCGUUGACCGCAGAGCAGGAGACACAAUGUUGGAGAUAUCGAUUUCGGUUUCAUCAUUCCCGUCGCUGAAGAGCCCGCGGCAGAGAUUGCUGAAGAACCCGAAGAGCAACAGCCCGAGACAGCAGCAGCAGCAGCAGCAGCGCCAACGAGGCCCGCUGUCAAGCAUAAUCUCCGCCACGAAACGCCUCUCUUUCGACCCCUCCCCGUCCCCUCCUCCGCCAGAGCGAACCACACCUACCGCCCGAAGGCAGACCCGGCAGACCCAUCAACAGCAACAACAGCAAUUUCCCGAGGAGAUGGAGGUCACCGAAAGCCCCGCCGACGCCCCGGGCAGCGGCCGGCGGCGCCCGCUCCGGCUGGGCGCCGGCACGCCCGUCGUGGGGUCGAGCACCCUGCUGCAGAAGGUGGUGGACCACGCGGGCGGGGAAGGGGGGGAGGACCAGUCGGAGCUGCACCCGCACCAAUUGGGGAACUCGUCGCCUAUCGAGAGGCGGGUGGCGACCAGGGGGAGAACGAAGGGCAGGAGAGUCGGGGUGGAGAGGAGGGCGGCUGCUGCUGCUGCUGCUACUGCUACUGCUGCUGGGGAUGGUGGUGCUACUACUGAUGCUGCUGUGAGCCCUAGCGCUGGGCGGGGCGCUGGGCGGUCGGCCAUGCCGGGCUUUGGGGGGCUGCUCGGGAAGCCGGCACAAAUUAAGCAGCCGUUGGCCAGAGGCCAGAGUUCAUCCGGUCCGAUGGAAGAGGAGGGGAGAGAAGAAGAGGCGGCGGCAGCGGAGGAGGAUGAUGAGGAUGAGGAGGAGGAGGAGGAGGAUAAUAUUGUGGAAGAUUCGCUGAAUCGGUCCGAGGACGGUGAGGAGCAGGGAGUUCAAGAGGAGGAGGACCAGCAAGAGGAGGGCGCGCAGGAAAUCGGUGACAGGGAGGCUGCCCAGCUGUUGGGGAGAAAACGUCCCCGUCGAAGUUUGCCUGCACCCUCGCCCGAGCUGGGCUCCGGCGCAGCCGAGGAGUCACCGUUACCGAAACGGCGUCGCAGAAGAGAGGCGGACAGUCCCGCCCAGCAACAGCAACCCGUCAGGAAAGCGCGGGUAGGCAGGCCGGCCAAGCCGUCGCGACAACAGCAUCCGCCGUCAUCGCCUUCACAGCAGCCGGAACCCGAGACACAGGCCCAGCCGAAGCCGAGACGACAGCCCAAGGCGAAAAAGCAGCCGAGGAAACCCAGGGCCGCCGAAGACGGAGACGGAGAUGGAGACGGAGACGGAGACGACGAGGGACCCUCUGGCUCCGUCGCCGUCACGGUUCAGCGCUUCCGCAAACCGCAAGGGGCUGGUGACGCUGCUGCUGAGUCCGACGACGAGCCCGGCGCGAAGGCCCUCCGCGGCGAUAUACCUUUUGCAAACCGGGGUGGCGUGAACGCAGUCGACGUGCUCUCCACGCUCUGCGAAGAGCUCAUCGAGGCGUACAUGGGCAAGCUCGAGGAGCGCGGGAGGGCGGCCGAGGACGCGGCGACCAGGAGGGAGCAGAAGACCAUGUACCGGGCGCUGGAGGCGUUCCGGGAGGAGCUGAGGACCAGGCUCCUGGAGCACACAAUCGCACUAGACACCCUGCAUGCGCUCCGGAAGAGGGUGCGCGCGGCGCAAAAGGAGAGGCUCGCCUUGCGGGACGAGAUUCUGCGCAUCCGCGCCGAGAGGGAGCAGGUGGCCCUGCGGAUGGACGCGAUACGGAUCCGGCAUGAGGCUACCAGCAAAAAGGCUUUGCGGCACAUGUCGCUCUCGUCGGCGAUGCACGACAUCGACAUGGCAGUGGAAAAGGGACUGGCGGCGCCCGAGCUAUCCCCAGCCGAGCAGAAAAAGGCGGAUCUGGCCAAUCUGGAGUUGCUCAUCAGCCGAGUAGCAGACCAGGCAUGUACAAAAAGCGACGGUGGGGGGGCCCUAAAGCAGAUCAAGGAGUUCAACGGCUUCCUUGAACGGGCCGCAGCUGUGUUAGAGCGCAGGUAGCCUCGCAGCGAAACGACAUGAGGAUCCCAAAAAAACAAAUUCCAUCUGAUGCCCUGUAUACCUGAUACGUAUGAACAUCAU
This is a messenger RNA of Thermothelomyces thermophilus ATCC 42464, 2237 nucleotides long. RefSeq lists its product as uncharacterized. Bases 195 to 2156 code for a protein of 653 amino acids. NCBI's taxonomy places the organism in Eukaryota, Fungi, Ascomycota, Sordariomycetes, Sordariales, Chaetomiaceae. The record is from RefSeq and is a predicted model, not a curated record. The transcript has 4 exons.